AUGGACGAACAGCAACUCGAGUUGCGAAUGUUGAGCCGGGUCGGGCGCACGGCUUCGACCGACAUUAUAGAAGAAAGCGCCUCCCUAUCGCGAUAUAAGGUAUUAAUCGAGAAGAAGGUCAAAAGCCGGGUGACACCCUCAGUCAAAAUAGCCCUCCAAUAUUCAGUGGCGGUGUCCGAUUCUGAAACGAGCCAACAACCUGGUGAA
Molecule: messenger RNA, 207 nt
Organism: Mesorhabditis spiculigera
Lineage: Eukaryota; Metazoa; Nematoda; Chromadorea; Rhabditida; Rhabditidae
Source: the annotation of a GenBank genome assembly